UCAGCCUUGCGCUCCAGGUGGCGAGGGCUCUCGCGAGACGUUGCGAAGCCGUGGAUUUCAGCCCGUGCGACCCCGUGCCCGCUCUCUUUCCCUAAGAUGGCUCCGAAGGUGAAGAAGGAAGCUGUCCCUGCCAAGACUGAAGCUAAAUCCAAAGCCUUGAAGGCUAAAAAGGCUGUUUUGAAAGGUGUUCACAGUCACAGGCAGAAGAAAAUUAGGACAACACCUACCUUCAGGAGACCAAAGACGCUCAGACUGAGAAGGCAGCCCAAAUAUCCCAGAAAGAGUGCUCCUAGGAGGAACAAGUUGGACCAUUAUGCUAUCAUUAAAUUCCCACUCACCACUGAGUCUGCUAUGAAGAAAAUUGAGGACAACAAUACUUUGGUUUUCAUUGUUGAUAUAAAAGCCAACAAGCACCAAAUCAAACAGGCUGUUAAGAAACUGUAUGAUAUUGAUGUAGCUAAAGUCAACACUCUUAUCAGGCCUGAUGGUGAGAAGAAAGCCUAUGUCCGCCUGGCCCCAGAUUACGAUGCAUUGGAUGUUGCUAAUAAGAUUGGCAUCAUCUGAACUGUUUUCAAGAAGAACUGUAUAAAUAUUGCAAUAAAAUUUUAAAAGACAGAAUUCUUUUCAAUUA
This is a messenger RNA of Pristis pectinata (smalltooth sawfish), 631 nucleotides long. RefSeq names its product ribosomal protein L23a (gene rpl23a). The transcript has 5 exons. Gene Ontology annotation, biological process: translation; ribosomal large subunit assembly. Bases 97 to 564 code for a protein of 155 amino acids. NCBI's taxonomy places the organism in Eukaryota, Metazoa, Chordata, Chondrichthyes, Rhinopristiformes, Pristidae. The record is from RefSeq and is a predicted model, not a curated record. Gene Ontology annotation, cellular component: ribosome; cytosolic large ribosomal subunit. Gene Ontology annotation, molecular function: structural constituent of ribosome; rRNA binding.